AUGCUCGUCGUGCACCUCGCCCUUGCUGGGCUGGCCUCUCUCGCUGCAGCAGAGCCGCUCUUGACCACCAGAGCGCUGCGCGACGGCGUACCCGCCCUUCCUCUCGGCCUUCAUCGGCAUCUCGCCGCGCAGGAGCGCGCCGCCGCACAACUCGCACAAGGACCGGCGUGGCCUGCAGGAGCCGACCAGCUGGCCUUCUCGAGUGCCGAGACGGUGCAAGAUUACCCGGCGCACACGUUCCAGCAGCUCGUCUCGCACGACCCGGCCGUUCCACCUUCCACGCCCAACGCGACCUUCUCGCAGCGCUACUGGUUCGACGCGUCGCACUACAAGCCCGGUGGACCCGUCUUCCUCCUCGACGGCGGCGAGACGGACGGCGCCGGCCGCAUCCCGUUCCUGCGCCAGGGCAUCCUCGCCAUCCUCAGUCGGGCCACGCACGGCCUCGGCAUCAUUCUCGAGCACCGGUACUACGGCGAGUCGUUCCCUGUCGAGUCGCUCUCGACGGACGACCUGCGCUUCCUCGACACCCGCCAGUCGCUCCACGACAGCGCGCACUUCGCCCGCACCGUCAAGAUCCCUGGUCUCGAGCACGUCAACCUCACCGCCGGAUCGGCCGCCCCGUGGUACUAUAUCGGUGGCUCGUACGCCGGCGCCAAGGCGGCGUUCGCGAGAAAGCUUCAUCCGGACGUCUUUGACGGCGCCAUCGCCAGUUCGGCGGUCACGACGGCCAUCGUCGACUUCUGGCAGUACUACGAGCCCAUCCGCGCCUCUGCGCCGGCCGACUGCAUCGAGCGCCUCGUCGAGAGCACCUCUCUCGUCGACACGAUGCUCGCCCUCAACUCGCCCUUCCUCACGCCGCCGCUCAAGGCCCUGUUCGGCCUCGACAACGUCACGUCCGACGCCGACUUUGUCAACGCGCUUGCGAUCCCGCUCGGGUCGUGGCAGGCGCGCAACUGGGACGGCGCGGUCGGCAGCUCUCGCUUCGACGCCUUCUGCGCCGCCCUGACGAACAAGACGUCAACCGCCAUCGCCGCGUCCGCCCUGUCCGACUCGCUCGUCGCCGCCUUUUCCCCGACCCUCGGCGCCACCUCGUUCCCGCAGGACCCGCGCAAGGCGAUCGCGAGCCUCGCGGCGUACGGCGAGUACGUCAAGCAGCACGUCGCACCGCUGUGCCCGCCCGACGAGUCGCAGGACGCGUGCUUCGGGACGGACGAGUACCCGGGCGACGCGCUCGACGACUACGAGUGGCGCUCGUGGGCGUACCAGUUCUGCACCGAGUGGGGCUACUUCAUCGGCGCCGCGCCCGAGGGCACGCCGUCGCUUGUGUCGCGCCUGUUGACGGUCGAGUACACGAGCAAGAUCUGCCGCAAGGCGUUCCCGCCCGGCGAGCUCAACCGCGUACCGGUCAUGCCCAACAUCACGGCGGUCAACCAGUUGGGCGGCGCCAACCUGUCGCACUCGCGGCUCGCGUUCGUCGACGGCAGCGAGGACCCCUGGCUCUACGCGACGCCCCACUCGCCGACGGCGCCCAACCCGCACCGCAAGGACACGCUCAAGCGCCCGUUCAAGCUCAUCAAGGGCGGCGUGCACCACUGGGACGAGAACGGCCUCCCUCCCGGCCGCACCGAGCCGCCCGAGAUCGCCAAGAUUCACCGCGCCGAGGUCGACUUUGUCCAAACCUGGGUGAGCGAGUGGAGGGAGAGGGAGGGGGGCAAGGGCAAGGGUAGGUGGCGCUGGAAGGGGGCUCUCGCAGGCGGUGCGGGAGAUGGCGAGGGCGAGGAAGGCGCGAGGGAGGUCGGACGGUGGCUGUAG
This is a messenger RNA of Rhodotorula graminis WP1, 1812 nucleotides long. RefSeq lists its product as uncharacterized. The record is from RefSeq and is a predicted model, not a curated record. The transcript is spliced from 6 exons. The coding region runs from base 1 to 1812 and encodes 603 amino acids. Lineage: Eukaryota; Fungi; Basidiomycota; Microbotryomycetes; Sporidiobolales; Sporidiobolaceae. Gene Ontology annotation, molecular function: serine-type exopeptidase activity; dipeptidyl-peptidase activity. Gene Ontology annotation, biological process: proteolysis.